Molecule: messenger RNA, 1086 nt
Organism: Brassica rapa (field mustard)
Lineage: Eukaryota; Viridiplantae; Streptophyta; Magnoliopsida; Brassicales; Brassicaceae
Source: RefSeq, a predicted model, not a curated record
AUGCAGAACCCUGCAGAGGAUGAAGGAACCCUCAAGCGAAGACAUUCGUCUCAAAAGCAAGUCAAACCACACAGGUCACGCAGCAAUAAGAGGUUCCCUGAAUGCAGCAUCCCUACCGCAAUCUCUGCCUUCAAGAGAGGCCUACUUUCAGACAGAAGGCUCUACAAAGAGCUAACUAUGUACCGUUACAAAACCAUGGAGGAUGUGCUAUCCCGAGCGUGGGCACAGGGUAAGUGGGAAGAGGACGUCGCUAGCCGCGCCAAGGUCAACCCAAACAGGAUCAGAGGUCCACCCGAUCAGACCGGGGAGACCGAGAAGAAAGAUCCUCCCAAAGGGAUCCAAGGACUCCAGAAGCAGGAACCGGGGCAGGUUCCAAUACCGGCCACUAGAAAAAGAAGAAGGGAUGACUGUGUCUACCUGGCCCGAUAUAUCCCAUCUCUCAAUAUCCACUCCAGAGCUAGUCAACACGCUGAGGCAGAUCGCCACAAAACUGAAGACUGUGUCGCACUGAAGAUCAACGAACUGCUCCAAAAGGGGCAUCUCCGAGAAUUCCUUUCAAAGAAAGCCAAGGCUCAUCUUAGCAAAGAAGUAUCAUGGAAAUCCAAAGGAGACGCACCAAGCUCACCACCUCGCCAGGAUCGGGUGAUUCAUGUCAUCUCAGGAGGCUCUGAAGUAAGUGGCGUGAGCCAUACAGCUGCGAAGAAGAGCACCCGUAAUGCUAAACACAGCCUGGAGACUGCUCAACCUAAACGCCUACGUCUAGGUACCUACGAGAUAAGCUUCACAGCCAAGGAGCAAGAGAAGAUAUUAGCUCUCCAUCAUGACGCUCUAGUUGUCUCUCUCACCAUAGCGAACUGUUUGGUGAAAAGAAUACUAGUAGACAACGGGUCCUCCAGCAAUAUCAUCUUCCUGACGGCGUACCAAGACCUGGGGUUAGACAAGAAUACCCUGACGCGCAAAGUAACUCCACUCAUAACGACGAGGUCAAGCAAACCGCUGGGGAGGUUGUUCUACCAGUAUAUGCUGAAGGGAUCUACCUAUCUACCAAAUACCUGGUUGUGGACUGCCAAUCGGCAAACAACAUGA